UUCUCUCUCCCAUUUGAAAAACCUCGUUUCUUUUAGCUUUUGGAUGUGUGUAUUCAGCUGCGUAGAUUGCUGUCUGUUGAGAAAUCGCCAACUUUAAUGCGAUUUUACCGAAAUUUUUUACGGAUUCGGAAUAUUUGUAGCGUUAAUUGUGAAUCUGCAGACUGUAGCUGUUUUUCGUCUCAGUGGGUUUGAAGAAGGUUACUCCACCCCAGCUAAAUAGAAUUUGAAGGCAUGGCAAAAGUUAGAGAUAGAACUGAGGAUUUGAAGGAUGCUGCACGCCGAGCUGCGCUGAAUUUGGGAUACGAUGAGUCCAAAAUUGCGACUAUAAUGGCGUCUUUUAUCAUGCAUAAAUCUUUGGAAAGAUCAUCUUUCACCAAAGCUGCACUAACAACGCUUGAAAGUAUUAGAGCUUUAGAGCAGUUCCUGUUGAAGCAUAAGAAAGAUUACAUAGAUGUGCACCGUAUUACUGAACAAGAGAGAGAUGGCAUUGAGCAUGAGGUUACAGUUUUCAUCAAAGCCUGCAAAGAGCAAAUUGAUGUUCUCAAGAAUCGCAUAAAUGACGAGGAAGCAAAUUCAAAGGGAUGGCUUGGUUUAAGGAGCGACAAUUUGAAUGCCGAUACCAUAGCUCAUAAACAUGGAGUGGUAUUGAUCUUAAGUGAAAAACUUCAUUCAGUAACUUCACAAUUUGAUCAGCUCCGAGCUGUGCGUUUCCGAGAUGCUAUCAACCGGGCGACACCCAGAAGAAAAGUAAAGCAGAGCAACCCCACUGCCGUCACAGAGAGCUCGACUUCCGGAUAUACUGAGCCCAGCGAAGUAAACAAUUCGGAUGUCAGGCGGACAGAUGAUGUUCAAGCAGAGCCGAUUAGGUUCCAGAAACAGCAGUUAGAUGAUGAGACACGUGCCCUUCAGGUAGAGUUGGCCAGCAUGUUAGACGCUGUUCGAGAUACUGAGACGAAGAUGGUGGAAAUGUCUGCACUGAACCACCUCAUGUCUACUCAUGUUUUGCAACAGGCCCAACAGAUAGAAUUUUUGUAUGAGCAGGCAGUUGAGGCUACGCAUAAUGUGGAGCUUGGUAAUAAGGAGCUAUCACAAGCCAUACAAAGGAAUAGCAGUAGCAGAACAUUUCUUUUACUCUUUUUAUUUGUUCUUACCUUUUCAGUUCUGUUUCUUGAUUGGUAUAGUUGAUAGGUUUUUUUUGUUUUGUUUUUUUUUUGAGCGGAUAGUCGACAGAGUAUUGAUUAUGCAUGUUAUACGAAAAUUAAAGAAUUUUAAAAUUGCAAAGACAGAUCAGUUUACAGGUGA
Messenger RNA from Salvia miltiorrhiza (redroot sage), 1302 nucleotides. RefSeq names its product syntaxin-81-like. Lineage: Eukaryota; Viridiplantae; Streptophyta; Magnoliopsida; Lamiales; Lamiaceae. Gene Ontology annotation, biological process: retrograde vesicle-mediated transport, Golgi to endoplasmic reticulum. Bases 232 to 1185 code for a protein of 317 amino acids. The record is from RefSeq and is a predicted model, not a curated record. The transcript has 8 exons. Gene Ontology annotation, cellular component: membrane; endoplasmic reticulum; SNARE complex.